AUGGGCGACUUCAAAUUGCAGCUCGAACCUGCCGAUAAAAUCAUCUUCAGCGGUAAAAAACUUGGUGAGGAAGCGGCACAGGCGAGUAUUAAGAUCACUAACUCGCUGAAAGAGAGAGUAGCAUACAAGGUAAAAUGCACAUCAAACGAAAUGUUUCGAAUUCGGCCACCUGUUGGAGCUCUUAAACCAGACGAUAGCGUCACUGUUUCGGUAAGUAUGAUCAGCUACUCCGAAAUACAAAUAUUGCUUUAG
Molecule: messenger RNA, 252 nt
Organism: Cooperia oncophora
Lineage: Eukaryota; Metazoa; Nematoda; Chromadorea; Rhabditida; Trichostrongylidae
Source: the annotation of a GenBank genome assembly